Molecule: messenger RNA, 2427 nt
Organism: Periconia digitata
Lineage: Eukaryota; Fungi; Ascomycota; Dothideomycetes; Pleosporales; Periconiaceae
Source: the annotation of a GenBank genome assembly
AUUCGUCUUCACCACUCUUGGCUCAUAUGCCCACCAACGGUGCCCGUUUCUCCUCCUGCAUUGAGUGCGCAUCUCGCGCCCCUCGCUGCCAACAUGGCUUAUAACCCCAAUCAGUCACCUAACCCCUUCGUCGAUCCAUACGAUCCCUACGAUGCACCUAGGGAUCCUAUUCCCCUGGUUGAUUUCCCCAGACAAUCCGAGGAUAUGUCCAAUGCUCGAUCUUUUCGGCCUUCCGCUUCCCCAGAUAUCUCUCCGCCCGAGAGCCCGGCAAUUGGUUAUGGUGCAUCGUCGCGGGGGGUGGGGCGUGAGCAGUAUGCGCCAGUUGGUGGUAGUGGACUUGGGUUAGACACUCCAGAGUUUCAACCACAGACAGCAGGAAACUCGCUAUACUCUCUUGGAUCGCUGAGUCAGUACAAAACGCAAGAUGCGGAUACACAGAGGCUGGUGGAUAGAAGAGCAGGCGAGUUGGCGAAAUGGCACAUCCAUUGGGCCACACCCGCCCUCGCAAUAGUCCUGUUCGUGGCGGGCGUAAUGGCAGCCCUGGGCCACCACUUCUUCUAUGCCAGUUUGGACGGCCAGCCUGCCGAAAACCAGCUCCUCAUGAUCAGGUAUGGCACGGCCUUGGCUUUCUUCGUCAAGAGCACUUUGGUGGGCUGUGUGGUCUUGUGCUACCGACAGCGAAUAUGGCGCACCUUCAGACGAAAGGCAAUGACGCUACGAGCCAUUGAUGGACUAUUCGCAGCCACCGAAGAUCUUACUUCUUUCUGGAACUGGGAGAUGAUUCGUAUGGGUAAGCUGGCGACCUUCAUGGCGUUAUGUAGUUGGCUGCUCCCACUCGCUUCCGUUCUCUCGCCGUCCUCCCUAACAUCCGAAGUCCGCGAAGUGUUCAACACUACCCAAUGCGACAACGUAGCCACGCUCAAUUUCGACCGAGAAGCGAAACACGAUUUUCGUCGAGAAGAUACCUACGCUGGUGCGUCGUUGGUUUAUUGGAAUACCACGGAUAUUGAGGGCAAGAAAGAUGGCUGGUUUGACUACUAUGAUCAGCCUUCCAAGAAUGCGAAGCGCUUGGCUGUCACGGCCGUCUACUUGAAGAAGCCAGCGACCGAUCCUCUGGCUUCCUUGAACUCUUGCGGCGAGCGAUGGAACUGCACCUACUCGUUAAAUUUUGUAGCGCCGGGAUACAAGUGCGAUGAAAUCAAAAACCCCAACAACCCCACUGUCAAUGCUCCUUUCAACUAUAGCACCUUGGCACCCCAAGGGGAUAUGAUUUAUUACGCCAGCACGGAUUUGAACGACUACAUGAACCCCCAAAUCGAUACGAACGAGAAUGGGAUACCAAUCCCCGAGCCUCCAUAUCCGAAAUCACUAGGAGUUUUCCAAUCCGAACCUGUUUUAUGGAUAGGACAUUCGGUGAACACGACUGAACCAUACCCCUCGGGCUCACCCCACGCAAAAUGGGUCAAUGUGCAUCAACCUCACAUAUUCAAAUGCGUGGUUUAUCAAACAAACUAUACCUUCGAGUUGCAUUACAACGAUACUGUGCAGACGCAUAAGCGCCUGCAACGUGAUUUUCUUCACCCCAUCAUAGAAACGACGGUUUCUAUAGAUCCCACAAACAGCAGUAAAGUUACCGCCAGCCCUGAAUCCAACUUCGUCGUCCCCUCCGACAGGGAGAAAUACAAAUAUACCGCCACCUACCACUCUCUAGGCGCUCUCUUCCGCAACUUCCUCCGCGGCCACAUUAUCAAGACCAAAUACCCAGUCACCAAAUCCGACAUCUCUGAAUCUCGUUUGAUGGACGCGAUAACUUCAUACCCCAUCUCGGAUCUGCAGACCAAAGUCCCAGAAGUCUUCGAAGACAUGCUCAUCACUCUCCUGUCCGAACCCUUCCUCGUAGUCCGCGACAGCACCAGCGUUCCCUGCACAAAAUCCCGCUCCGUAAUCGUCUUCGCGUAUCACCGCGAGGGGUUAUGGGUCGGCUACGCCUUCGCCGUAGUCAUCACGCUGGCGUUCCUCGGUGUGGGUGGGUGGUCGAUAUUCCAGAACGGCGUGGCAUCUGAUACUUUGUUCUCCCGCAUCAUGGUUACUACGCGCAAUCCUACACUCGACCAGCUCAGUGUCGGCGCGUGUCUUGGCGGCGACCCGUUCCCCAAGGAACUUACAAAGACGAAGUUGAGGUUUGGUGUGCUGAAUGAGGAGAAUCCUAGGGAGGGUCCGUAUGGUGUUGUUGGGCAUUGCUGUUUCGGCUCCGCAGGUGAGGUGAGGGAGAUUGAGAAGCGUGGGACGUAUGCGGGGUUGAAGAAGUAUAGGGAUGGUGGUGUGCUGAAUGAACGAAGGGAGAAAGAGGAGGUGGGAGGAUUUGACGAGAAAGAGCCUCUGUUGGAGGGACAAGAAGAAAGCGGUGAUGACGUUGGCCAUGAAUGA